Adineta steineri is the source of this 1758-nucleotide messenger RNA. Lineage: Eukaryota; Metazoa; Rotifera; Eurotatoria; Adinetida; Adinetidae. The record is from the annotation of a GenBank genome assembly.
AUGGCUGCUCAGAGGUUACUCACAGAUACAAAUGGACCUUAUUACGGAAAUGGUAGUGGAAACUUUUCGACGACAAAUGGUCCCGAUGGUAAUAGCAAUCUAUAUUCUCAAACAUUUAGUAAUGAAACUUCUCCACAAUCAGCUCCUCAUCAUUUACAAACUCUUCUUGGAUCUAUUAAUGAAUCUUCAUCAACAACCAAUCAUUCGAACAGUGUCAACGUCGAUAAUCAAGUUAAACAACAAAAAGAUAUGAUUUACAGUCAUCCAUUAUUUCCAUUACUGGCAUUAAUCUUUGAAAAAUGUGAAUUAGCGACUUGUACACCAAGAGAUUUAGGUGGACCAGGAGAUGUUUGUUCAUCUGAAUCAUUUAAUGACGAUAUUGCUGAAUUUACUAAACAGCUUCAAAAAGAUCCAAAUUAUAUAACAACCAAUCCUGAAUUGGAUAAUGUGAUGCUUCAAUCAAUACAAGUGUUACGAUUUCAUCUUUUGGAAUUAGAAAAAGUUCAUGAAUUAUGCGAUAAUUUUACUCAUCGUUAUAUAACUUGUUUAAAAGGAAAAUUACCAAUGGAUUUAGUAAUCGAUGAACGUGAUUCAAAUGUUUCAUCAUCAAAAUCAGGUGAUGAAGAUGAUCAAGAUGAUGAUCCAGGUAGUCCACAACCACCACAUGGACUUCCACCACAUCCUCCACCAACAUCAUCACGUUCAUCAUCUUAUAAUCAACAUAGUCCAGAUGGUUCAACAACACCAUCAGGAUAUAAUCUUCCUCAUCAACCUAAAUCUCUUCGAUCAUCAUCACAUUGUUCAUCGAUGACAACAACGUCACAAUUAACACCUCUUGUUUCACCACAUCAUUUUGGUCAUUCAUCUCAUCAUCAUCAUCUUCAACCACCACCACCACCUCCAUCAACACAUUUUCAACAACAAUUACCACUACCACCACCACCACAUCCAUCUUAUUCAAAUCAUCUUCUUGGUAAUAAUACUGGUCAUCAUCCAUCAGUUUUAACUCAUUUAUCUCAACAACAACAACAACAUUUUCAUCAACAACCAAAUCAUCAUUCAAUUCAUAAUGAUGAUACACAAUCGACACAUUCUUCGUCAGAUGCAAAUACUCCAAAUACAAAUCAAACAACAAUGACUAAUAUGGCAAAUACAACAAAUAGUUAUCAUAUACUACAUGAUAACAACAGUGAAACGGGUGACAAUUUUGAUAACAGUGUAGGUUCAGGUGGUGAUAAUACUGGUGUUGCUACAAAUAUAAUGCGAGCAUGGUUAUUUCAACAUUUAACUCAUCCAUAUCCGUCCGAAGAACAAAAGAAACAAUUAGCUCAAGAUACUGGUUUAACAAUUUUACAAGUUAAUAAUUGAGUAAUCGUACGGUCAAUUAAUAAAGUAAACAAUUCGUUGACUGAUACUCAAUGGUUUAUCAAUGCCAGACGUCGUAUAGUUCAACCAAUGAUUGAUCAAUCAAAUCGUGCUGCAGCUAUUCCAACUGAAUUUACUGAUUGUUUUGGUCCGUAUUCUCCUGAUGCAGCAGCAGCUGCUGCUAUGCAUUAUCAAUUUGGUGGUGGUUAUCCAACAGCACCUCAUGAUAUUUUUGGAUCUUAUGCUCAAAUGUCACAAUUUCGAAAUCCAAUGAUGAUGAUGUAUCCAGGUGGUUAUCCUGUAUCAACAAGUCCAAAUAGUAUGAUGGAUCAAAUGGGUCAUCAUCAUCAUCAACAACAAGAAUCAUCUGCAGUUACAAGUGGAGCUGCUUAA